Messenger RNA from Plasmodium cynomolgi strain B, 2223 nucleotides. RefSeq names its product DNA replication licensing factor MCM5. The record is from RefSeq and is a predicted model, not a curated record. Lineage: Eukaryota; Apicomplexa; Aconoidasida; Haemosporida; Plasmodiidae. Gene Ontology annotation, biological process: DNA replication initiation; double-strand break repair via break-induced replication; DNA replication. The transcript is spliced from 3 exons. Gene Ontology annotation, cellular component: MCM complex; nucleus. Gene Ontology annotation, molecular function: ATP binding; single-stranded DNA binding; single-stranded DNA helicase activity. The annotation marks the transcript as partial.
GACGGGCAUUCUUCAAUGCCGCGAGGAACCCAAACAACAGACCAGAAAAUAACAUCCGCAUUGAGGACAACCUACCCAGCCUGAACGAAGUGUACAAUUAUUUCCAGGACUUUCUGUCGAGGUACUCAUCCAAUACACUGAAGGAAGGAAACUUGAAGAGGACGCUCUUCGAAAAUGUGAAAAAUAAUAAUUUCACCCUCGAUUUGAAAUUGGACGAUAUAUACAAACAACAGACUGUUUUCGAAAAUAACGAAAUAAGUGCAACCCCAAUUUCGGAGAGAAAAAUGAAAAAACCAGAGAAUUAUUCUGCCAUUUUGGCAAGGGCCCUCUCCGAAAGACCUCUAACUUAUUUACCUACUGUUGAGCGUGUAUGUUACGAAGUAUGCGAAACAGCUAAUAUAUUAAAUGAUGAAGAUGAACACUUGAAUUAUAUUCAAAUAAAUUUAUUGAAUACUUUUAUUAGGCCCACACCGAUUAGGGGUCUCCUAGCAGCUACUCAAGAAAGGUUUGUUGUUGUUCCAGGAAUUAUUGUGCAGGCUAGUAAACCACAACAUAAAAUGAGGAAAAUUACUCUCCAAUGUAGAUAUUGUGAUCAUAAAAUGUCAAUUGAUGUGCCAUUGUGGAAAGAUAAACCUCAGUUGCCACCCUAUUGUAGAUAUUCAUCUACCAUGAAGUCUUCUAUGGGAGUUGCUAACCCUAUGGAUAAUCAACUAGGAUGUAAUGGAGUGCUAGAGCCAUAUGUGAUAUUACCAAAUGAGUGUACUUUUGUUGAUAUACAAUCUUUGAAGAUGCAAGAAUUGCCUGAGGCUGUUCCAACAGGAGAUAUGCCAAGACAUUUACAAUUAAAUGCUACAAGAUAUUUAUGUGAAAAAAUGAUUCCUGGAGAUCGAGUAUAUGUUCAUGGAGUUCUUACUUCCUACAAUCCAAACCCUAAACCUACAAGGGCAGAUGGAACGAAUUUUUCUUACCUUCAUGUUUUAGGCUUUCAAAAAUAUGACGACAUGACAGGAAAUGAUUUAAAUUUCGAUGUAGAAGAAAGAAAUGAAUUAACGUUAUUAGCAGCUGAACAUGAUAUACAUGAAAAAAUAUUUAAGUCUGUAGCACCAGAGCUUUAUGGAAUGGAUGAAGUAAAGAAAGCUUGUGCGUGUUUACUCUUUGGAGGUACUAGGAAGCGAAUUGGAGAGGAAACCAAAAUUCGGGGAGAUAUCAACAUGCUGAUGCUUGGAGAUCCCUCAGUUGCCAAGUCACAAAUUUUAAAAUUCGUAAAUCGAUGUGCCCCCGUUUCGGUGUAUACAUCAGGAAAGGGUAGCAGUGCAGCUGGAUUAACUGCAGCUGUUAUGAGAGACAGUCAGGGUGUUUUCUCCUUAGAAGGUGGAGCCAUGGUUCUAGCUGACGGAGGAGUAGUCUGUAUAGACGAAUUUGAUAAAAUGAGAGAUGAUGAUGUGGUGGCUAUACACGAAGCUAUGGAACAACAAACCAUAUCCAUUUCUAAAGCAGGAAUUACUACCAUGCUGAAUAGUAGAUGUUCUGUCAUUGCUGCAGCCAAUCCGUCCUUUGGAUCAUAUGAUGAUUCGCAAGACACCACAGAUCAGCACGAUUUUAAGACAACCAUUUUGUCCCGAUUUGAUAUCAUAUUUUUGUUACGUAAUAAACAGGACAUAGAAAAGGAUACCCUUCUGUGUAACCAUAUCGUCGCCUUGCAUGCGUCAAAGCAUAAAUCUCAGGAGGGGGAGAUUUCUCUCUCUAAGCUGACUAGAUUUAUUCAGUACGCCAAGAAGGAAAUCGCCCCUCUGCUGUCUAAGGAGGCCAGGGACUCUCUGCGCAAUUUCUACGUGCAGACAAGAGCGGAGUACCGAGGGGACAGGCGUUCCGUUACGAAGAAAAUUCCCAUCACGUUGCGUCAGCUCGAAUCGCUCAUUCGGUUGGCGGAGAGCUUUGCCAAAAUGGAGCUUUCCCAGUUCGCCACGGAGAAGCACGUGCAGAUGUCCAUCGACCUCUUCUCGGCCUCCACCGCCGAAACGGCGAAGCAGUGCCUCAUUUUCGAGACCAUGUCCCCCUUGGAGCAGAAGGCCGUGAAGGUUCGCGCGAGCGAGCAGAUAUGUGCGGUGCACCAAGCGGAGGAUGCCAUACUGGGACGACUCGGAAAGGGGCAGAGGGCCUCGCGGGUGAAUUUAUUCAGGGAGUUGCAGCUAAGAGGAUUCGACCGAUCGGCUUUAUCCAAGU